Molecule: messenger RNA, 2823 nt
Organism: Equus quagga
Lineage: Eukaryota; Metazoa; Chordata; Mammalia; Perissodactyla; Equidae
Gene: ZNF213
Product: zinc finger protein 213
Exons: 6
Coding region: 517-1887 (456 amino acids)
Biological process (GO): regulation of transcription by RNA polymerase II
Molecular function (GO): DNA-binding transcription factor activity, RNA polymerase II-specific; RNA polymerase II cis-regulatory region sequence-specific DNA binding
Source: RefSeq, a predicted model, not a curated record
GUGCCGAGGGGAGCCCGGGGCUCCUGCACCCGCUGCCCGCCCCGCCGCCUCUCAGCUCUGCGCGGGCAAGGCUGCCGGGGACGGAGCGCCGGGCUCCGGGCGGGUACGCGUUCCCGCCCGCCGCGUCCUGCCGAGCCACCCUGGUGAGUCCCUGGCUCUCUCCGAGCCGAGCCUCCUCGGUCACUGGAGGAUGAGAGUGGAGUGCGUACUUCAGGGGUGUUGUGAGAAGGAGAAGAAUAAAGUGAAGAAAGUGCUAGUGUGUAGUAGAGAAGAACUGGAAACAACCUGCCUGCCUGCCUCGCUCGGGUGUUGGUUGAGAAACUGGAGCACUUCCAUACUGCGGAAUCUCCCAGAGCUGCUCCCGGGGAAGCGUCGUUAGGUGGAAACGCGAAUUACUAAACAGAGUGUGUGUCCAGAUGCCAGCCCGGCUACCAUAGGGGAUCCCUCUGGGAGACUGAAGGGUGGGCUCCCAGGCCCAGGCUGAGGCCCACCAGCCCUGAGCCGUAGGGCAGGGGGAUGGCAGCCACCCCAGAGCCUCGAGACCAGACCCCUGGGGAGGGAGAAGGGCUUCUGAUCGUCAAGGUGGAAGAUUCCUCCUGGGAGCAGGACUCUGCCCAGCAAGAGGACAGCAGGGAUUCCGAGACCUGCCGCCAACGCUUUCGGCAGUUCUGCUAUGGGGAUGCAGGUGGGCCCCAUGAGGCCUUCAGCCAGCUUUGGGAGCUCUGCUGCCGCUGGCUGCGGCCCGAGCUGCACACCAAGGAGCAGAUCCUGGAGCUGCUGGUGCUGGAACAGUUCCUGAGUGUGCUGCCUGGGGGCGUCCAGGGCUGGGUGCGUGAGCGAUGCCCGGGGAGUGGUGAGGAAGCCGUCGCCCUGGUGGAGGACCUGCAGAAGCAGCCAGUGAAAGCUUGGCCGCAGGAUGUGCCCUCAGAGGAGGUGGAACCCGAGGCUACAGUCCAUGGAUCCCAGGCCAAGGGGCCUCCCCCAAAGGUGGGGGCACAACGCCAGCCGCCUGUACCCUGGGAGCAGCACAGCCAUGGUGCCCAGUUUCCUGCUCUGCUUAAAGAGGGGAGUGCCAGAGAGACGACAGACACCUGCUUUGCCUCUGGGGUCCCUGGACCUGUGACAUUUGGAGACAUUCCCUUCUAUUUCUCCCGGGAAGAAUGGGGGUCCCUAGAUCCUGCUCAGAGAGAUCUCUUCUGGGACAUAAAGCGGGAGAACACCCGGAACAUUGCUCUGGGUUUGGGGCUCAAGAGCCACAGUGAGCAUUCCCGGCCAGAGGAGGCGCUCCCGGGUCAGGCCGGCGGCGACGUGACUGUGUCCUGGAGCCCUGCGGAGGCUGAGGUCUGGGAGAGCGAGGCCCGGCCAGGGGCGACCCUGGCGCGGGCAGUAGGGGCGCGGCGAGGACGGCCGCCCACGCGCCGGCGGCAGUUCCGGGACCUGGCGGCCGAGAAGCCUCACAGCUGCGGCCAGUGCGGCAAGCGUUUCCGCUGGGGCUCCGACCUAGCGCGCCACCAGCGCACGCACACGGGCGAGAAGCCGCACAAGUGCCAGGAGUGCGAGAAGAGCUUCCGCAGCUCCUCGGACCUCGUGCGCCACCAGGGCGUGCACACGGGCCAGAAGCCUUUCUCCUGCUCCGAGUGCGGCAAGAGCUUCAGCCGCAGCGCCUACCUGGCCGACCACCAGCGCAUCCACACCGGCGAGAAGCCCUUCGGCUGCAGCGACUGCGGCAAGAGCUUCUCGCUGCGCUCCUACCUGCUGGACCACCGGCGCGUGCACACGGGCGAGCGGCCCUUCGGCUGCGGCGAGUGCGACAAGAGCUUCAAGCAGCGCGCCCACCUCAUUGCCCACCAGAGCCUGCACGCCAAGAUGGCCCAGCCCGUGGGGUGAGGGCCGGAGCAGGGCGAUCUCCCUAGCGCGGUUUUCCCUCUCCCCCUCGGGAAUUCAACCCCCGUCUGUAGCCACCGCCCCGGCUGACUGCCCUGCUCUGCCCUGGGACUUGAAAUGGAAAUCCCCUAUGACCUUGGCACCAUUCCCUUCCUGCUCCGAGGGUUUUUCUUGCCCUCUGGCUUCCUGGAGCCUCCCCUCCCCCGCACAUUCGGGGCCAGUGGCAUUAAAGUAGGGGAGACACUGGGGCAGCAGGGAAGUGUGAGGCCUCGGGCGGGGCCUGGAGUCCCUAUCCGAGAAGUCCCUCAGCCUUGCUUCCCUCGUGGCUCUUUGUUCCCUAUCUUCUCGGCUCGGUGUGUGGGCCAGCCCUCUGCCCUGCCAAGCUGUGCCUUCUGGUGAGAGUGGAGGAAUAGGCCUUGACCCUCAGGGCACUGCUGGGCGCUGGGAGUGUCAGUUAGCCCACACCUCUGACGAUGUGGGUCCUGGGCAUGGCUACAGGGCCUUUCUGGCCUCUACCCCCUCCCAUUUCCAGGCCAUGACCACUCUGCCCUGUCCCUGUGACCCAGAAGCUGCCUGCCUUCGCUCUCAGCAGACUUCCCCCGACUCCUACGAGUGCGUCCCUGAGAGAUAUUCCCUCCCAGUCUGGCGAGGGUCGUGGUGGCUCCAGGGACAGGAGGGCGACCGUGCAGUCUAAGAACAGGGCUAGCGGAGGCGCACUGCUCCCCAUUCCUCCAGAGGCAUGGGGUCUAUGGUACUUAACACUAGCACUUCGUCAGCACUUUGUUGCUGACUCUUUAGGCACUGCUUUCCAUGGCGGCAUCUGCAUCAUCUGCAGACUGGCAUUCACAGGGACAGACCGUAGGCCCUCCAAAGGAGCUUGGCCCAGCUGGCCUCUAAAGGGCAGCCAAAGGGUCUGAAUAAAUGCGGAAAUUGCCUCCA